Messenger RNA from Aphis gossypii (cotton aphid), 2594 nucleotides. Its product is annotated as transmembrane GTPase Marf-like. Gene Ontology annotation, biological process: mitochondrion localization; mitochondrial fusion. The record is from RefSeq and is a predicted model, not a curated record. NCBI's taxonomy places the organism in Eukaryota, Metazoa, Arthropoda, Insecta, Hemiptera, Aphididae. Gene Ontology annotation, molecular function: GTPase activity; GTP binding. Gene Ontology annotation, cellular component: mitochondrial outer membrane.
GAUCUAUGGAUCGCGCAUGAAUGAUGUAGGUAUUGUGAUUUUUUGUGGUCCACACUCCAAUUUUCUCGCUGAAAGAAGUAUAAAAUUAUCGUCUUAAAGCAGUUUUCUUUAGCGAAUAACUAUUAAUGAAACGUCGCAAAAAAGAGAUUAAAAACCGAUAAAAUUGUGUUAUUGUUGUUCUAUGGAAAAUAUGAUUCCUGUAUUUCUGAGUCUUUUAUAAUAUGAUUUCAGUUGAAGAUAGACCACAAAUUUCAAAUUGCUUUUUUUAUUGAUACUUCAAAUUGAAUAAUUUUGUUCAUAAAUGGCUGUUAAUAUAAAUCGCACAAUUGGAUUUGGUGAUUCAUUACUGACUCCUUCACCUUUACAGGUCUUUGGCCAAGCUAAAGAACAAAUCAAUAAUAUUUUUGUUGAUGUUCAAAACUAUGUACAUGACGCAUAUGAGCGUAUGAUUGAUGUGAAUAAUUUAUGUCCUGGUGUGAUUAAUGAAAAUGAAUUAGAUUCCAUAUUGGAUUAUAGAACUCAAGUCAGAGGAAUUUGUGAAGUGUUGACACGUGAUCAGAUGAAAGUUGCUUUUUUUGGCAGAACAAGCAAUGGAAAGAGUACAGUUAUUAAUGCGAUGUUGGGAGAAAAAGUACUUCCAAGUGGUAGGGGUCAUACAACUAAUUGUUUUCUACAAGUUGAAGGAUCUCCAACUGGUGAUGCAUAUUUAAUUACUGAAGGUAGUAAUGAAAAACAGAAUAUAGAAUCCGUUACACAUUUAGCACAUGCAUUGAGUAAUGGAAAACAAUUGAAUGAAAAUGAAUUGGUACAUGUUUAUUGGCCAAAAGACAAAUGUAGGUUAUUAAGUGAUGAUGUAGCUUUAGUUGACUCUCCAGGAAUAGAUGUUACACAACAUUUGGAUGAUUGGAUUGAUGCACAUUGCAUUGAUGCUGAUGUUUUUGUGUUGGUUGUUAAUACUGAUUCAUUGUUAUCGAAUACUGAAAAGAAUUUUUUUCAUAAAGUUUCAACAAAUUUAUCUAAGCCAACUAUAUUUAUAUUAAACAACCGAUGGGAUGCAUCUGCUAAUGAACCAGAGUUCAUAGACAAGGAACGUGAACAACACAUGGAGCGUGCCACGGAUUUCUUGGUGAAGGAGUUGAAAGUUUGCACACCUGAGGAGGUAGUGUCUCGUGUAUUUUUUAUUUCUGCUAAAGAAGUAUUACAGGCUCGUGUUGAGGAACACAAUGGAUUUCCUCUUAAUAGUGGAGCAUUAGCUGAUGGUUUUGAUGCUAGAUAUUUGGAGUUUGAAGAAUUUGAACGUAGAUUUGAGGAAUGUAUCUCAAAAUCUGCAAUCAAGACUAAGUUUUUAAAUCAUUCACAACAAGGGAAACAUAUAGUCAAAGAAAUGCAUAAAAUUAUGGAAACAAUUUACAAAAGAAUUCAAGAACAAACAAAUUUAAAAACAUGCCAAAAAUAUGAACUACAAAAAAAGUUGAAUGUUAUUGAACAACAACUUAUAAGUAUAACAAAUCAAAUGAAAAUGAAAAUCCAACAGAUGGUUGAUGAUGUGAAGGACAAAGUAUCUAAAGCGCUGAACGACGAAAUUCGAAGAUUGUCGGUUUUAGUUGAUGAAUUCAAUUUACCAUUUCAGUCAGAAGAAUUAGUUUUAAAUGUUUAUAAAAUUGAACUCCAUAGCCACGUGGAAGCAGGUGUUGUUAGCAAUUUACGAACUAGACUAUCUACUGCAUUGGCUAAACAUAUAGAUCAAUGUCAAAAAGAAAUGAUUGAUAAAAUGUCAACAUUAUUACCAGACGAUGAACACAAUAUCAAUGUUACAAAUCCCCAUCGUGAACUUGAAGUUUUGUUUAGUUUACCUUGUGAUAAUUUAUGUGACGAUUUUCAUGAACAACUUGAAUUCAAAUUCUCUUGGGGCUUAUCCAAAUUAGUUACUCGUGUACUAACAUUAGUCAAUAAUUGGUCACGUAAUCAAUCAAGGGUUCUAAUAUCUCCAUCUCACAAUCCAUCAACCAGUGCUGUUGAUGGUUCGUUCAAUAGUUUUGAUCAAAAUUUAGCUGUGGAAAAUAAUUUAUCCAUGAUAUCUCGUGUAGUAGCUGCGUCUGUUGGUACUCAAGGUACUGUGGGAGGACUUGUAUUAGCAGGACUUAUGCUGAAAACAGUUGGGUGGCGUUUGAUCAUAGCUACUGGUACUAUUUAUGGUGUUCUUUAUGUAUAUGAGCGUUUGUCUUGGACAACUAAGGCAAAAGAACGAGAAUUCAAAAGACAAUAUGUUGAACAUGCUACUACUAAGCUUCGUUCGAUUGUUAUUGUCACAUCUGCAUAUUGUAGUCAUCAAGUACAACAGGAACUUUCUACUAGUUUUGCACGAUUGUUCCAAUUGGUUAAUGAAUCGGCUUCUGAUCUUAACGGUGAAAUGACAAAUUUGGAUCGAGAAAUUAGCAUGUUAACUCAAUUCUCUGAAGUUGCUGAGGUUUUAAGAAAUAAUUCAGACUUAAGAAAAGUAGAAUACGAGCGGUUUGAUGAAACUUUUCUAUGUGUACAAAAUUAGGUAGUUAGUCAAAAUGUAAAAUUAUUGUAUUAUACCUAUUUGUUGAGUA